This is a messenger RNA of Emericellopsis atlantica, 2300 nucleotides long. RefSeq names its product P-loop containing nucleoside triphosphate hydrolase protein. Gene Ontology annotation, molecular function: ATP hydrolysis activity; DNA replication origin binding. NCBI's taxonomy places the organism in Eukaryota, Fungi, Ascomycota, Sordariomycetes, Hypocreales, Bionectriaceae. Gene Ontology annotation, biological process: cell division; mitotic DNA replication checkpoint signaling; DNA replication initiation. Gene Ontology annotation, cellular component: nucleus. The record is from RefSeq and is a predicted model, not a curated record. The coding region runs from base 397 to 2175 and encodes 592 amino acids. The transcript has 2 exons.
ACUCUGAGCAUUCUUCAAAGCCAAUUUGUGGCCAGAAUUUUGAGCCGAGUCUCAAAGUCCCAACCGCCCUGAGCAGCCACAGCCAAUCAUCGCGGGGUUCAUCGCGAAAUGUCCCACGCACGGGCCGCGACACACGAUGCAGCGGCUCCACCUACGCGGUAGCGGAGGUCGCGUCACAACGCGUCUUUGAUGGACAGGGAUACAAAUUGAAUUCGUGGCGCGCUUGGCUGAACAGACGACUUCAUAUCAUCCUGCGGGACUGUGCUGCAUCUUCAUAUUCACCACUCCAAACCUGUACUUGUGCGCGACGUCUAUUCCUGGGCCUUCUUGCUAAGUUUACGCAUCGCACUUGCCUCGACCUUCAUCGCUCCUUCUCUAUUUUUCGCCUCCUGCAUCAUGAGCCCAACAUUGGGAAAGAGAUCCCGGACUGUGCUCGAGGAUGUCAGCCCACAGACACCUCGACGAACAACGAGAACAACCAAGCCAGUCAUCUACGACGCGGAGAACAUUGACCCCGAGGUGGUUGACGAUGAGGUGCUCGACAUCCUCGAGGAUCUUCCCUCCACCAAGCGUCAGCGCACUGCAAGCAAGAGGGUUCCCGUGACACCAACGACACCAAGGCACCGCCAUGUGCUGUCCGACUCCCCAUCUACCCCGAGACAUGUGGUCAUGUCCGCUGGCAAACUUUUCAAGCGCAUGACGCCCUCAUCACCUUUGACGCCCUCGGCGGUACAGACUGUGUACCACUCAGCCCGUCAAGUGUUUACGCAUGGCGCUGAGCCGGGUACCCUGGUCGGGCGUGAGGAGGAGCGGGCGACAUUGACGGCCUUUUUGGCGAGGUGCAACAGCAAAGACGCAAGUGGUUGUCUGUAUGUGAGCGGGCCUCCCGGCACAGGCAAGAGUGCCAUGAUCACCGAGCUGCUGCAGCCUUACUCGACCCGAGAGGAUGUCAAGUCCGUCUACAUCAACUGCAUGAGCAUCAAGUCGUCAAAGGACCUCUACAACACGUUGCUUGGUGCCCUGGGCGAGGGCGAGGACAGAAAUGAGGCAGACGCCAUGUCAACACUACAGGAGGUCUUGUGCCAAAAGAAGCAAGGGUCAGCAUCGACAUGUCUUGUCACGCUGGAUGAGAUUGAUCACAUCCUCACCCUCGGUCUGGAGAGUCUCUACCGCCUGUUUGAGUGGUCCCUUCAGAGCCCCUCGCGUCUUCUCCUCAUCGGCAUCGCCAACGCUCUCGACCUGACGGAUCGUUUUCUGCCUCGCCUCAAGUCGAAAAACCUCAAGCCCGAGCUGCUCCCAUUCUUGCCGUACAGCGCCCCACAAGUAAAGAACAUUAUCACCACACGACUCAAGUCUUUGUUGCCAGCGGGCGCCAAGGAAGGAUUCGUCCCCUUUAUUCAUCCCGCUGCCAUUGAGCUUUGCUCGAGAAAGGUGGCGAGCCAGACGGGUGAUCUGCGCAAGGCGUUCGAGAUCUGCCGCCGAGCGCUGGACCUCAUCGAGCAGGAAGUCCGGUCCAAGCACGAGGACGAGGCGAGGGAGGAGCUCCUGCAGAUGACACCGUCAAAGAAGCCACUCGGCGAGAAGAUCAACGGUGCCUCCUCCGACCGCCGAAGCAUUGUGCAGAUCAUGGCCAAGUCUCUGAAGGAGCUCACGGCGGACGAUGCGCCGAGGGCGUCCAUUGGCCACCUGAACAAAGUCACGGCAGCGGCUUUCAGCAACGGCACGACGCAGCGGCUCAAAGCCCUGAACCUGCAACAGAAAGCAGCCCUCUGCGCUCUCGUGGCUUACGAGCGUCGCGCACGGGAGAAGGUCAAGGCAUCCGCGGAGGGCACGCCCUCCAAGUCACGCACCCUCGCGCCUACGGUCAGGAUCCUCUUUGAUACGUACAGCACAUGCUGCACGCGCGACGCGGUUCUCCACCCGCUCUCCAGCUCCGAGUUCCGCGAGGUGGUCGGCAGCCUGGAGACAUUGGGCUUGGUGAACGCAGUGGAUGGCAAGAACGGGAGCUUUGUGACGCCGCAGACACCGAGUCGCAAGGGUCGCAAGCCCACCGCAGCCAGUGGCGAUGACAGGAGGGUGGCAUGUGCAGCGGGCGAUAAGGAUAUGGAGAGCAUGGCGGAGGGGAUCGGCGCGGGUAUACUCAAGGCCAUUCUGAGUGGAGAGGCAUUGGACUAAGGAUUCUACUACGGGUGCACUUGAUUUCUGGGUUUCAUGGCGAGGCGCACACGGCAUAGCAUGGCAUACUGGGUUGGCGUCCAAAUUUUCAGCAUAGCAUCCAAGACACAAAGUUUUUUUUCCCG